AUGCAGCGGGAAAUCGGAGCAACAGACAGCGUGAGUGGUUUAAACUUCAACGACAUGACUAGGUCGUUGCUUGACUUUGACAUUUGCACCGUCGUCAUUUUUCCUUGUGCUUACUUUCUGUGGGAAGUCCCGCUACUAAUAAUUCUGCCUAUAGAACUGGACUUAUUAUCCGGACCUGCGUUAGCCCUUACGGCCUUAAGGUUGAUAAACUGGGCGCGACAACAGUGCGCCCGCCUGACUAGCCCAAGUACGCAACUAGCGUAUUUUUCGUCGAAAGUAGGCGUCGGUGUGAAUAAGAGCCUCCUCGUAUUCAAAUUAGCGGGUUUGGAAUUUCUUGUAUGUCGUCAUGUGUCCGUUUCCUUGCUAGGCCUAAAUCGUUCAUGCUAA
This is a messenger RNA of Bipolaris victoriae FI3, 387 nucleotides long. RefSeq lists its product as hypothetical. Bases 1 to 387 code for a protein of 128 amino acids. Lineage: Eukaryota; Fungi; Ascomycota; Dothideomycetes; Pleosporales; Pleosporaceae. The record is from RefSeq and is a predicted model, not a curated record. The transcript is spliced from 2 exons.